UUCGACUUGAUUUUAGUUUUUGGGUAAAACCAGAAAGAAACCUCAACACCUAAAAUCGGCGACGCCUCUUCUUCGACUUCUUCGUAAUUCAGAAUCGGAAGCUGCGACGGUUAAUUCAGAGGAAGUUAGGAUGAUUAUAUGAGAAUCGACGGUGCACCGCCUUUGAGGAGGAACAAUGGAAAUCAAUUGGAUAGAAAUCGCUGGAUUGGUAUUUCCAAACUUUUUAUUUACAGUGUGUCUAUCCAUUCUUUGUCUUGGUAUAGUACAUACGAACAAAAGAGGGAAAAAAUGAAAAAAAGAAGCUAUUAUUUAUAAAAUCUUAAAGUGAUUUUUAAAAUUAUGAAUUACAAUAAUAUAAUCAUUAUUAUGUUUUCGAUUAAUAACUAUUCAAACAUGUAAUUUUAAAAUUAAUUAUUCAAAUAUUUGGUCAAUAGGAGUUAAUUCAGUUAAUAUUUGUAUUGAUUAUUCAAAUAUGAUAGGUACAAAAUCCGAAGGUAAAGAUAAGUUGUGAUCGACUGAUUUAUUCUGUUUUGCUUAUAUUGCUAGAGGCGUGCUUAUAAAAUUGUCCUAUUUAAUUGCAUUUAUUUUCAUAAAUUAAAGAAUAUCUUUCCCUCCCGUAGUAUAUAUAUAAGCCCACAUCCACUAUAUUUAAUCAUAAAAUCAGAAAGAAAGCCUCCAGUUCUUGGUACAUUAUUUCGAAAACAUCUAUUUUGUUAGAGAGUUGGAAGGUAUGAUGAAUGAUCUGUGUGAGUGUGGAGAUUUUAGUGCAUAUUACCUUGAAAAAGAUGGAAGCAUUAACACAUCAAACAAAGAUAACUUAAAUCCUUCCUCUUUUCAAAUGAAACAUUUCUACUUCAUGACUAGCUGUAAUGCUCUAUUUGAUUAUCAUGGUCCGAAUCGGACUAGUGAGUAUAAGAUCCUCCCCAAGCCGUAUUCGGAACCCCCACCUUGCUGGUUCGAACCCCCACCUUGCACUGCUUGCUAUCAUGAAGCAAGUGGGAUGUGGUAUGACCAUACAUUGCAAGAUUGCAAAGUGGUGAAUCUUUUUCAUACUCGUUUGGAAUACGAUUCAAGCUAUCAAGAUCAUUCCGCUCAUCACAUCAAAUUGUAUUCACUCAAAACUAAUUCUUGGAAGAAGAUAGAAUGCAAAGAUUAUGAAUACAGCAGUUCACAACAUUGGACUCAAUCUUGUGAUCGAAGUAGCGCGGCUUGCGUAUCCGGGACUUUUUACCAUGCAAUGUACGAAGCUAUCCUUUCUUUCGACAUUUCUACUGAAACUUUUUCCAGACUACCCUUGCCAGAUGGUUGGUUUCACAAGCGUAGUUACAUUCUAGAGUAUAAAGGGUUAUUAAGUGCUCUUGUAUUCUCGGACAAUGAAGAUUCUGUACCUUGGAAAUAUGACGAUCAUGCGACUAGGAAGUAUCAAUUUUGGAUUAUGAGAGAUGGAUUGUGGACAAGAGAUGAAAUGGUUUUUCAUAUUCCUGGCAUGGAGAGGCCGAUAUGGUUCUCACAGGACGGUAUGCUGUUGUAUUUUGAAAGCCUUCGUCAUGAGCUAGUGUUGUUUGAUUGUGCCACCGGAAAGUUGAAGUAUCUCAGUGUCAAUAGCCCUAUGAGAUGUCCAAAGAUGGUUGAGAUCUUUGGAGUUUCAUGUCUUGAGGAGGAUCAGGUGAAACAAGAAGAUGAUGAAGACAAUACUUUGUCUAAAAUCAGCCUUAUCCUCAACCUCGACGCUUUGUCUUUAGAGUCGGAAGCUAUGAUGAAUGAUAUGGUGGAAGCUAUGAUGAAUGAUACGGUGGAAGCUGGGAUGGUUGAUACGGCGGAAGCAGAAGUUAUAAUGGAUAAUACGAGAAUCGAUGGUGCACCGCCUUUGAGGAGGAACAAUGGAAAUCAAUUGGAUAGAAAUCGCUGGAUUGGUUACUCUGAUAAACCUGAUCCCGAAGUAUCUGAGACAAAAUGUGCAUCAUGCUUACAACUAGACAUAUGCCCUAAGCCUAAGCCUAAGCCUAAGCCUGACAUUUUUGUCAAUUAUUCUGAUUGUAUUCCUGAUAUUUAUUUUGUUGCAUAUUCCCUUGAAGAGGAUGGCACCCUCUCACCCAAGUAUUUCAUACAUAUCCCCACUUUUCUAUCUGAACAAGAAUAUUACUUCACUACGGCUAGUUGUAAUGGCCUCUUUCAUUUUUAUGAUAGAAUAUUGGGUAGUCAAGCUCUUUGGAACCCAACAACGGGUGGGUAUAAAAUAUUGCCUAAGCCAUUAGUGGAAUUCAAUCCUCGCAUUAGACAUUCUCUUAACUCAACUGGACUGUGGUAUGACCAUAAAUUUGAAGAUUAUAAAGUGCUGAAUAUUGUUUCGGCUUAUAUCAAAGAUGAAAGAGGGUAUUUACUUGAUGUGAUUUAUCACAUUGAAUUGUAUUCACUCAAACUUAAUUCCUGGAAGAGAAUACCAUGCCCUGACUUCGAUUGUGGUGAGGAAUCCAAUGGAGCAUGCAUAGAUGGGGUUUUUUAUUGUAGAGCAAGUCUAAAAGGACAGUCUGGUUUUAUCCUUUCGUUUGACUUUUCUACCGAAACUUUAUCCAGUUUACCCUCUCCUUUACCCUCACCUGAUCGCCCUGACCAUUAUUAUUUUCUGGAGUAUAAAGGGUUGUUAAGUGCUCUUGCAUGCUGGUUUGAUGAAGAUAAUCUAUAUGAAGAUUCUGUACCUUUGAAAUAUGAGCUUUGGAUUAUGAGCAAUGGAUUGUGGACAAGAGAAUCUAUUUUCCAUAUUCGUGGUGUUCAACUUCCGGUAUGGUUUUCACAGGAUGGCAAGCUAUUGUAUCUUGCAAGCGCGACAGACGAGCUAGUGAUGUUUGAUCGUGCCACUGGAGAGUUGAAGCAUCUUGGUAUCGAUUGGUCCUCGGCUGGUUUCAGGAAUAGGCCAAUGAUGAUUCCAUUUUUUGAGAGCUUUGUUCAACUCAAUUGAAUUUCAAGUAUUAAAUAAUUCAACUUCAUCAUCAGAAGUUUGAGCAUGAGAACUAUGGAAAAGAAGAGGAUGUGACUGAAGCAGAAAGACCUUUGAUUCUAGCGUAGCUUGUUAUCUUUUUGUUUUUGUUUUUGACAUUAGGGAUUCGAACAAUAUUUUCCAAUAGGAUUAGUUAGUUAUUCCAAGAAUGUGUCAUGAAAAUUCUUUUCCUGCUUGUAUAAACUAUUAGUUAUUCCAUCUCAUUAUCAAUCCCAUCUGUGGUUUUCCCAUAAUGCA
Messenger RNA from Salvia hispanica, 3232 nucleotides. RefSeq lists its product as uncharacterized. The record is from RefSeq and is a predicted model, not a curated record. Lineage: Eukaryota; Viridiplantae; Streptophyta; Magnoliopsida; Lamiales; Lamiaceae.